UGUGUAUAAUAUUGGCAAGGCCUCUUCCUGCCUUGUAGGAAACUACCCGGAGAACAACAAGAGGCCAACAGCCGACACCACCACCCCAUUCCCAUCUACGCCAGGGGAACUCCCCGUAGAUUGUGGGGACAAAGCAUUAAUGCGCAGAAUCAGCUGGGCGUCUAUCCAAGGAAGAAAAUUAUCUCUGCUGACCAGAAAUGCUGCUGGUCCCUUCCUUGAGUGAUUUCUUCUUCUUUCUUUUUACUGAAAUCUUCCAAAGUUUGUGGGCCUCACCAGAAGAUCCGCCUGGUUCCUCCUUUGUAAUCAUUCAUCUUUGUCUUUGAAAGCUAUCUUUCAAAGUAGAGACUACAAUUGUUCAUGAGCUUAUUUGGCUUCGAAACCUUCGCCAUUGCGGCUUUGAAAAGCUCCUGUCCGCCUCAACCGGGACCUUUCCUCCAUUAUAUGUGGCCGUUGCCUUCUGCGAAGCGUUAGCCGCCAAAAUGGCUACCGAACUGAGGGCUGGAGGAGCCGCCUUUCUCUCCUUGCAGAAUGUUCUGGGACACCCCCCAAAAAAGCCUGAGGAGGAAGCCCAAGUGCGGGCUCUAGACGCGGAUGGGGAACGGACGGUCCCUCGGGUCAUUCAGGUUGGCACCAUCGGAGAAUUUCUAGGCUGGAUGCCUCCCCAAGAGAUAAUCCAAGGAUCAGAAGAAGGUUUGGCUCAACGCUGGGAGACCCAGUGGCAGGAAGUCUUGAAGGCAGUCCAGCCUCGUCCUCCUGGGUUGGGGACUCCACACCAGACAAAACCUUUCCCCUGGGACUCCUGCGAGUCCGUCCCCAACACCAGCCAGUGGUCGAAUGGAGAAAGUGUUCCUCAGUUCUUGGUGGUCAACAACGGAGAGUUACGUCCUCGGAUCCUUUAUGGUCCAGGGGUGGAAGAAAACAGGCCGAUGAAGCACUUACUUGUGGACCAAGAGGCUCUCUUGACCGAGGCACAGCGCCAACGUUUUAGGCAGUACAGUUACCAAGAAGCUGAAGAGCCUCAAGAGGUUUGCAAGAGACUCCGGGAAUUUUGCCGGCAAUGGCUGAUGCCAGAGAAACACUCCAAAGAGCAGAUCCUGGAACUGGUGAUCUUGGAGCAAUUCCUGGCCAUCCUCCCUCCAGAGAUGCAGGGCUGGGUCAGAGUCCGUUGUCCUCAGACUUGCUCCCAGGCUGUGGGCCUCGCAGAAGAGUUCCUCAGGAGUCAGAAGCAAGAGAUUAAGGUAACACUGGUCUACACCAGUGGUGGGUUCUGGCCGGUAUGACCCGGUACAAGUGUACCGUUGCCUGCUGGGAGC
Messenger RNA from Thamnophis sirtalis, 1313 nucleotides. The record is from RefSeq and is a predicted model, not a curated record. NCBI's taxonomy places the organism in Eukaryota, Metazoa, Chordata, Lepidosauria, Squamata, Natricidae.